This is a messenger RNA of Amyelois transitella, 1583 nucleotides long. RefSeq lists its product as uncharacterized. NCBI's taxonomy places the organism in Eukaryota, Metazoa, Arthropoda, Insecta, Lepidoptera, Pyralidae. The record is from RefSeq and is a predicted model, not a curated record. The transcript has a single exon. The coding region runs from base 28 to 798 and encodes 256 amino acids.
CUCAAACUAGUUGGUAAUUUGGGUAACAUGGUUUCUAAAAUUGAAAACAUAGAGAAUCCAGUUCCAUUGCUGCAUGAACCAAACACUGACAUUCAAAAUAUAUUGCAAAACCAGUCUGUUUUAUUUGAACUAAUGGGCAAUGUAAUUGAAAAUCAAAAAAAAAUUAUGAACGAAAUAGCAAACCUCUCCAUUCAGAUUGAAGAGUCAAAUCGUAAUUAUAAAACCAAAGUAAAUUUAACCAAAGCUUCUGAUGCUGAUAACAAUUCCUUCAUUUUAAAACAAAUUAAAAGUGAAAAAGACCUAGAGGAUAUGGAGCUGCUACUUUCUGAUAAUGAACAAAAAUUGAAACUCAUCCGAUCAUGCUCAAUAAUUUGUUCGGGUGGUAAAGGUAAAGGAACAACUUGCGCAUACCGAUUUUUGGAUGUACUUUUCUCCAGAGAAUUUCUUUGCGAAUGUUCUUGGUCUGGAAGCACUCGCGGUGACGGUGUUAAAAUAAGCCUUAAAUGUUAUAAGAAAACUCUUAACUUUUUUUUCACUAUGAUCAAUCAGUGGGAUAAUGAAUUCACACAAGAAGAAAAUGAUAUAUUUUUCAAAAACAUUUUGAAAAAUGCUAAAAAGAGAAAAGGUGUAAAAUAUGACAGAAUUCCUACAAAGAGACAAAGGUCCAAAAAAACAUCUCGCAAUGAUGAGCGCAAGACCACAGAAGAUGAUUUUAAAGAGGAACAAACGGAAGAAAAAGAAGUAAAGGAAGAUAUCCGAAACAAUGGAUCAGAAGAGGAAGAAUCAUUGUUGUGCUAGUUCUUUUUUUCAUAAUAAUUAACCGAGCCAGCGAAGCCGUUGUAACUGGAGUAAACACUCGUAAAAAAAUAAAAACGAAUAUUCACAACUCUGUUUUAUUUUUCCUUGACGGGCCAAGAUACUAUUGUAACUACGUCGACUGCAUUGGCCGAAUGAAUACGAUAUUUCACAGGCCGAGGGGUUCGUUUUUGGUUUUCUACAGCAAAUGUAUCGCUAAAAUGUAGGUAUUACAAAGGGUGAAGAAGUAACUUUUGUUAUAAAUGGGCCUUUUGCUCACUUCAGUAUUUUGUUCUUAUUUUAAACUUAAAAGAAUGAUGGUACUAAGAGUCUAGCGUUGUGACCUAACGACAUCAUGUAUGUCAUUGCUAUUAAGAUUAAGAUGAAGCUCAUCUUCAUAGCAUGAACAAUAUUUCUAUGUAGAAAUUGUGGUGUCAUUGUAGAGGUAACUCGAUCGAGAUAUAAACAGACACCGACUGAACGCCCUCUAAUGAAGAUAAUCUUUAGUGAUGGGAUGAGUAGCGACAUUUAUUUAUUUAUUUAUUUAAACUUUAUGCACGUAAAAUGUACAAUUUACGAUCACAUCGACAACUUCUUGAUAAGACGAGAAAUGUUUUAUUUCUCGUCUUGUUAAAAUUGAGUGUAGAGAAUCUUUUCAAUUCCAUUUAGUAUAGAAAACACUCCUUUCGCUCUCUAUUCGGAAUGGUAUUCGAAAUAUUUAAAAUACCUCAUCAUGUUUGUACAAAUUUUGUUAUACAUAUAUUGGAUAAAACAAUUGACUAAAAACA